AGUAUUUUCAAGUGAAAUGCGCAGGUCAAUUCUCAAUUUCGUUGUAGGUAUUUCUAUUUACGCCCUGACCUACACCGUAGUUUACUUCAUGUUGACUUUGUUUUUGGUCAAUCAUUUGACCUUGCAAUUUGUCACUUCGAAGUACAAUUGUUUAUCGUACCUUCGAGGGCACAGCAGGCAGCUAUGCACUGUAGGUGUUCAAUUCAAUGAAAAUAGCAAUUUAAAGUGGAUGCUUUGAAAUACUGCGCCAUUUGACCGUGCGUGUGCCUACUCGGGUACAUAUGUGGUGACCAGCAGCUCAGAGUGGCAAAUGGAAAAGUCACGGGCCGAGCUUUUGAAGACCAUCGAAAGCCAGGGCGAGCAGAUUGGUCGUUAUGAAAACCGUCUGAGAGAUAUUGUCAGUGCCUAUAAGGGGUUGCUGAGUGAGAAAGAGGCCCUCGAGGCAAGCGUCUCUGCACUCAGCAAAUCCCCGUCCACCACACGGACCCAGGAGGUUCGGAAUGCCCGUGCUGCGGACGCAAGUGGCAGCAGUGCUGCGGCAUCAGAAGACGAGGGACAAGGGACUCGGUUAGAGGGUGGCGGCAAUGCUGCUACUGCCACUGCCGAAGACUCUUCCGGUCAAGAAAGUGGGCAAUCCGAUGAUCUUUCGGCACGGCUGGCAACUCUAACGGCAUCACUCGCCACUAUCUCGGCAGAGAAGUCUCGGAUGGAGGCCUCUUUUCAAGCGGGCAAGAAACUGUUAUUGCAAGAGAACGAAAAUCUCCAGCGGCAGCAUCGGGAAGACUCCAAGCAGCUGAGAUCCGAGAUAGAUCAGCUCAAGGGUGAGACUGAAAAAUUACGGCAGCGCCUCCGUAUUCAGCAGCAGCAGCACGACCAGGAGCAGACCAACCAUGCUGCCAUGCUGAGAGAACUUCAGCAGCUUCUGGCUGAGGAGCGGAUGGCAAAGGAUGACGUUGAGCUGAAGUUGGAGAAUGCAGAAACCAGUUCAGUGCGCCAGGUUGCCACGACCAGAGCGGAACACGAUCAGUUGAUGUGCAAGCUCAAUGCUGAGAUCAAGUCGUUGCGAUCUGAACUGGCUGAGCGUGGCAAGACUAAUCAAGACGACACUGUCAUCUUGCAGCAAGUACAAGUACAGAUGGCGCAGAUGAAAUUACAACACAGUGAAAGUCUGAGUAAGGAGCGGCAACGGGUCGUCGAUGCAGAACAGCGUAUUUCCACCGUGUCCCGGCGCGAAGAGGAGAGAGUCACCAGCCUGGAAGCACAGCUAGCCGAGCUGACCGUUAUGGUGGGUCGCUAUGAUCGCCUGCGUGAGCAGGACCAGCAAUCAAUAAGCCACCUCCAAGGUCAAAUGUCCGAUAUCAACAAACAGAACGUUGAUCUCCGGGAGCAGCUCAGCGAAGCACAGACAGAUGAUGCAAAGAAGGAAGUUCUAUUACUACGGGAGCGUCUUGGCAAACUUCAUCUGUUGUUGAAGGAGGCCAACCCAGACUCCUUGGCAGCAUUAGAUGCAGAUAAUGAUUCGUUAGGUGAUGAGAAAAUCGCGGAGCAACUUCAUCAGACAUGUGAGCAGCGCUACAAGAACCUAUUUGAUGAGUUUGAGGCAUUCAAGGCCACUCAACGCUCGACAAAGGAUGGUAGCAGUGAGGAGCUGCGACGUCUGCAUGGUCAGAUGCGACACUUGCGUGACCGCCUGCAGCCCAUGCAGCAGCAGUUAGACACGUCGCAGAGCUGUUUACGCGAACGAGACCUCCAGUUGGAACAUGUGCAGAGCAGACUGGAGGAAGAGAAGCUGGACCAUCAGAAGGCGCUCUCUGCAGCACUAGCUACUCAUCAGCAAGAGCUACUGUCAGUCCAGUCUGCCCGCGAGCGCUCUUAUGCUUUGCUUCAAGACCGAGAAGCCGAGAUUGAGAAGCUGCGUGCUCAGCUGGCGGGCUCUGGGCUGGAUGAUUGGACAAGGUCUUCGUCAGUGUUUACAUCAUCUCAGCGACAUUCCAGCAGCGGUGGCGGUGGCGGUACUGGUGCUUCACCUGUGACAUCUCCCGGAACAGUACAGAACCCUUUUAUUGAGGGGAGAGUUGGCAGUGUGGACCAGGCGGUCGAAGACCUGAUGGGACACUCCAAUCAUCCGUUCCCCAGUGCGACGGCCAGCAACAGUCUGCUGCACUAUGCACAGCAACAACAGCGGGUAGCUGCUGAAGUGGAGCAUUUCCGUAGCCAGCGGGAUGAUUUGCUCGCCGAGCUGCGCGACUGCAGAGAACGCGCUGAGCGUUACGAGGAACAGUGUGGCCUGCUCAAGGAGGAGAUCAGAAAGAUGGAUCGCAACAAAGACCGUGGUACAGCCAGUCUGGAGUACCUGAAGAAUGUAGUGCUCAGCUACAUGACUCUGGAUGGCUAUUCACCGGGCAGAAUACACAUUGCCAACGCCAUUGCCACUAUCCUACAGUUCAGCCCUGAAGAGCGGCAAAAAGCUGUUCAUAGCGCAAACGCGUCCUCAUGGUGGCCACCCGCUGCCAAGUGACUGAUGUACAUCUACCAGUGCAUUUGGGGGUGAACUCCCUCGUCUAUCUGUAGAAUAUUGUAAAUACUGCUUGAUCUUGCAUUUCGGUGACUGUACAUUCGCUACCAGUUGUACCCCCCCCCCCCCCAUCCUGUCAUGUACAUAUUUACAACCACUGUUAGUACCGUUAUCUCAAUUAUUGGAUGUUGUUUGCUUGUUCAUAUUUAAAAUAGGCAUGUCACUACGAAGCGACGCCCGUUUAGUGAUGCCUAUGUUGAUAGUUUGAGAUCUAUUUCUUUUUUACUUUCUACUCUUUGCUAUGCUGAGUACAGCCCUGCUGUAUAUGUUUUACGCUGAUUUUGUUAGUGAUACAUGUACCAGUAUUUUCCUCUACUUGUGGAGUAAUUGGUACAUACAAGUAUAUGUACUUCAAA
Messenger RNA from Sycon ciliatum, 2931 nucleotides. Its product is annotated as GRIP and coiled-coil domain-containing protein 1-like. The transcript has 25 exons. Gene Ontology annotation, cellular component: Golgi apparatus. Bases 311 to 2518 code for a protein of 735 amino acids. NCBI's taxonomy places the organism in Eukaryota, Metazoa, Porifera, Calcarea, Leucosolenida, Sycettidae. The record is from RefSeq and is a predicted model, not a curated record.